This is a messenger RNA of Seriola aureovittata, 3669 nucleotides long. It is a transcript of the gene slc25a29l, whose product is annotated as mitochondrial basic amino acids transporter. The transcript is spliced from 4 exons. Lineage: Eukaryota; Metazoa; Chordata; Actinopteri; Carangiformes; Carangidae. Gene Ontology annotation, molecular function: high-affinity L-arginine transmembrane transporter activity. Gene Ontology annotation, cellular component: mitochondrion. Gene Ontology annotation, biological process: mitochondrial L-ornithine transmembrane transport. Bases 333 to 1265 code for a protein of 310 amino acids. The record is from RefSeq and is a predicted model, not a curated record.
AUUUGGCAGAAAGAGCGCGUCUUGUAGUGAGAGAGUGAGGACACAUCAGCAAAAUAAAUCUGUCACAGUUUGAAGCAAGUUUCAGACUCCGAGUCCCAGUGCUUAUCAUUAGCCGCAGGAGAUCGUUAUCUUCCGUUUGCUCAGCAUCAGCAACGUCUGAAACCCAAAAGAGGGUACCAGCUCGGCUGAACACCAAGCCGGGGUUUGUAAAAUAUCAAGUUCAGGCAGAUACUGAAAACAAAGUGCUCGCUUAGGGCUUGUGAAUUGACCUACAGAUUUGUCAUCCGCCGAGUUAGCUUGACAAGUUUCAGCCGUUAAGAGUUUUUGAGGGAAUGGCAUUGGACUUCGCUGCGGGCUGCGUAGGAGGUGCUGCUGGUGUUUUGGUUGGACAUCCAUUUGACACUGUGAAGGUGCGGCUUCAAGUUCAAAAUGUGGACAAACCUCUGUACCGUGGGACAUUUCACUGCUUCCAAUCCAUCAUACGCCAGGAGUCGGCACUCGGCCUGUACAAAGGCAUCGGCUCUCCGAUGAUGGGGCUGACCUUCAUCAAUGCCAUAGUUUUUGGUGUCCAGGGGAAUGCCAUGCGCAAGCUUGGCCGCGACACACCGCUCAACCAGUUCCUGGCUGGAGCCUCUGCUGGAGCCAUCCAGUGUGUCAUCUGCUGCCCAAUGGAGCUGGCCAAGACGCGCAUGCAGUUGCAGGGCACAGGAGAGAAGAAGUCAAAGAGGAAGAUGUAUAAGAACUCCCUGGACUGUCUGGUGAGAAUCUACAGGAAGGAGGGAAUCCGAGGUAUCAACCGCGGCAUGGUGACCACCCUGCUGCGUGAGACACCUGGUUUUGGUGUGUACUUUCUCACGUAUGACAUGUUGACACGUUCCCUGGGCUGUGAGCCAGAAGACCCGUACAUGAUCCCCAAGCUGUUGUUUGCUGGUGGAAUGUCGGGCAUCGCCUCCUGGAUCUCCACCUACCCUGUGGAUGUGAUUAAGUCGCGUCUGCAGGCAGAUGGGGUCGGUGGUGUCAACCAGUAUAAUGGCAUUAUGGACUGUGUCAGACAGAGCUUGAAGAAAGAGGGGUGGAGGGUGUUCACACGUGGACUCACAUCCACCUUGCUCCGUGCAUUUCCAGUGAAUGCUACCACAUUUGCCACUGUGACUCUAUUUUUAAUGUACAUGCGUGAGGGAGAAGAGUGUAGCAUUCAGGACUCUGAGCCACAGUCCGUCCAGCUGCAGCCUCUGCAGCCACAGACACAGCCAACCAGCAUGUAAGCCGCUGUGCAGCAGUGAGCAUUACUACAGUCAUCAGCAAAUCUGUCAAGUGUAGAUGGACUUUGCAACUUCCUGCAGGUCUCUGAUCUGUAGCUUGGUAUCCAUCCUGGGUAAGCAUCUGUCCACUGAGCUUCAUCCAAGUGACCACGUAGUAUUUAAAUAAUAUAUAUUUUAAGAUAAAAUCUGCACUUGUAAAUAUAGUCUCUUUUUAAACAUCCUUGGUUUUAUACAUGGUAUGUUGAGUUUUAAGUAAUUUAGUAAACUUGACAGUUACAAGAGUUACGGUUACAGUUCUCCCUAAAAUUCGGAGUCAUAGAAACACUUUGUCUUUGAUGCUGUGUUCAUGUCACGAUUUACACCUGGAAGUCAUUUUAACACUGGUCUCCACUAUUACCAACAAGCCUGAACUUGUAGAGUAAUCACUCAGUUACGGAUUACCAAAAAGGUUUGGGCAUGCUGGUGAAAAUGAAUGCAUUUGUACCGUGCCUCUCUGCAAACUCCAAUCAAUGAAAAUAACAUGUAUUAAAUUGAAGUGGUUGACCAAUCCAUAAUACUCUCUCCAUUGCGUCCAGGUCAAAUCAUCCCCUUCCCGUUUACCUCUAUGUGAACACAGCAUUUCAACAUUGUGAUGUAAUGGUUACAAGUACAUAUACAUGUACAUUUAUAUAGAUAUGGUUGUAUUCAUUUUCUGAUGUUACAACUGUGUAUGUGCUUUCCUAUGAAAAGUCAUAGGAAUUUAAUCCAAAUUGUGACUGCUGCCUGACGUUUUAAUCGAGUAUGAGGUUACAACUGUCUUCUUUUUAUUUCAGUUCUUUGUCCAUCUUUAAUAUAAUACCUUAGAUUCUGAAAUUUAAAGUGAACAUAUUACAGGCUCAGAUGUUGCCCAUUGCAGUAGGACAUAAAGUUUAGAAGAAGUCAGAAAGAAUAAUGAUGUGUAAUUAUUUCUUUAAAAUGUUUGAUUAUUUGACACAAUCGUUGUGUAAAAACCAGAUCUGAUGCAGUUUGUAAUGUUGUUUUGGACAUUGUGCAGUGUCCAAAGAAAGCACCUUAUGGUAUAAGAAAAUGGUUACAUUUUUGGCAAUCCCAUUUUUUACUUUACACUCAAUAGAUUUUAUAUUUUGUAUUUACCACUAAUGUAAGAAUCUGUUACAGUGUUGAGCAAAAGUGAUAGCUUAUUUAAAAAGUGGGCUUUUUUAAAAUCCUAAAUGCAUUUUUAAACCUUCCUCUUCCUGUCAUUAGAUGUGAAGCACAAUCUUCCAUGUUGUCCACAAGGAGGCAUUGUCAGACCAGUUGUGUACACGGUAACCUGCACCAUAAUGGAGGCAGAGCAAGUUAAUAGCUCCUGCAUAUUUUGUCACUUGUAGCUUCUGUUUUUGAGUUUAAGACAGUACAACUGUACUACCUGUUAGCAAAAUUAUAAUGAUUAAACAUCAGCUCCAGUAGCUACUUAAUAGUCAACUAGAAAUAAAAUCCAGCUUGUGGCUUAUAACACCUGAUGUGAACUUAGAAAGAUUUUAUAAAUCAUUUAAUCAUUUACUUCCGUCUCUAUACAUGUUUUAACCUGAAACAACAUUAUGAUGACAUUUUCAGACAUUUGACCACCAGGCUUGCAAGUGUUAUUAUAACUGAGAAAUACUCCCUUGUCCAAAGCUUCAGCACCAAAGAUAGAACCAACAUAUUUUGAGAAAGGUUCUGUUGUCUUAAAACCUCUAAAUCUGAAGUUAAGACUCCCCUGCUUCCCUCUCCAUACUAACAGAGGGCACAGACCGUGUCACUCAGAGCAAUGUGACCUCUGUACUCUAUCCAGUAAAUAAUUGCACAAGUGAAAACUCUUUACAUUUUGCAGGUUUUAAAUGUGAACUUGCAUGUUAGCUGCAAUCAAACAUCAACUGGCCUGCAGGUGGCACAGAUGUCAAAACUACAGAAGCUUUUACUUUCCCUACACACCUUCAUGUCUACAUUUGCAGUUGUAAACUGCUCUUUACCAGUGAGUGGGAAAGUUAAGACUGGGACUGUAGGGUCAGAAAUGCAGGUAUGAAACUGCUUUGGAGUUGUCUUAUGACAUAAGUGUACAUACUGUGUAUUUGGUGUUUUAUGUUUUCAUGUCAUCUUUUUAAUUAUGAAGGUGUGAAAUUUAUCUGGGCUUUAAAUUUACCCUCAUUACAAUUCUGUAUUUCUGUUUCAAGACUUUACUUCUAUAUUUCGUUUAUAUAUUAGGUUUGUCCGACUUUGUUGGUGGAUGAUACAUGAUUGCUGACAUCUUUGUGUAAGGGGUGCUUUAAUUAUCUAAUGUUGCCUUUUUGUUCUGUACUUGUCUAUGUACAAAAUCUUGUACCAAAGUAGCGUGCCCACUCUGUAUUUCUUUAAGAGAAUGGUGAAAUAAAAGCCACUUUCUUUUCUCAUA